AUGCGCAAAAGAGCACAUAAUAGGAUUGCGGUCAACAUGAGGGACUUGGUGUCCACCAGGCACCACCCAACAAUUCAACCCAAGCGGCCUGGCCCUUCGAGGAAAUAACUAUGAAUAUAUUAGUACUUGACUUGUCUCAUAGUCAACAAGGAUUGUUUGAAUUGUCUUAAUCUAGUUUCCUGUCUAGAAGAAGCAGCACAGCCACACAGGUUAUAUACAUGAGUAUUCAAAGAUCACUCCUGUCAUUGAAAUUUCUUAUACAAGGAGAGAGGAUUCAUGUUCUCCUACUAUCUAUCAUUAUCAGGUAAUUUUUUACAUACAAGUUACCAGUUUAAUCUUCAUUAGUAUGAGUAACUAAAAAAUUGAAGGGCAGGCGGCCCUUCAAUUUUAGUAUAAUUUUGUAAAAUUUAGAAUGGUCCCCCCGUGCCUCUUCCUAGAUCCGCCCCUGGGCAGGCCUAUGUUCCCUUAGUAAAUUCAUAUAAUUUCAACACCAAUAGAUUCAGUACUACAAAGAAAGCAUGUCUCUUGCUCAAGUAUGGGUAUAUACCAUCCUCAUGUUCCUCCUCCACCAUCCCAUAUUAAUAACAGCUAUGUCAUCUCUUAUAGAUGAUAAGUUUAAGUUCUCUCAGGACAACGAGAAAGUUUUCAGUACAGGGGGGAUACAAACUUUUACUUACAAUAUUGUAAAUUUGACAAUAGUUUUAUUUGCUAUAUUAAAUAUCAUCGUGUACAAGCUCCGUGAACUUCAUGAACCCGAGUAUACUGAAGAAGACCAGAAAUUUUUGCUAGCAUCAGGGGGUAUAUGUCGCCGUUUUUCACUUGCAGAAAUUAUGUUAGCAACAAAUAACUUUGAUGAGGAAUGUGUAAUUGGAAAGGGAGGAUCCGCGAAAGUCUACAAAGGAGUGAUUGAUGAUGGAGCGACUACAGUUGCAAUGAAGAGAUUGAGUUACAUUUCCAAACAAGCUGUAGGAUCAAUGUUUAGGACAGAAAUUGAGAUGCUUUCCAACUUCAGGCACAGCCACUUAGUGUCUCUUGUUGGCUAUUGUCAUGAAGGGCAUGAAAUGAUCCUCGUGUUUGAAUAUAUUUCCCAAGGCACUCUAUCUGAUCAUCUGCAUGAAAGUUUUGUGAAAGGUUAUGACAGCUUAACAUGGAUUCAACGGUUAAAAAUUUGUAUUGGAGCUGCACAGGGGUUGGACUACCUUCACACUGGUACUAGCACCAGUCAAAGAGUCAUACAUCGCGACGUGAAAAGUACCAAUAUCUUGUUGGAUGACAAUUUGGAAGCUAUAAUAGCAGAUUUUGGUAUAUCCAAGAUUGUGGCAACAAUUCCGGGAUGCACUUGUGGGAGUACAGCUGUUAGGGGCACCUUCGGAUAUAUGGAUCCAGCAUAUUUCACGACAGGCAGAUUGACCAGGAAAUCAGAUGUGUAUUCAUUUGGAGUUGUGCUGUUUGAAGUUUUGUCUGGAAGAAGAGCUGUGGAUUUUAGUCGAGAUGAUGAGGAAUUAGGCUUAGCUGGAUGGGCACAGAAUUGUAUCAAACAAGGUAGAAUGAAUGAAAUUAUUGAUUCUAACCUAAAGAUGCAAAUUUCAAAAAAAUCGUUAUUGGCUUUUGUGAAAAUUGCAUCCCAGUGUUUAUAUGCACGACCUAGUUGCCGUCCUACAAUUGCUGAAAUUGUGGUAGUUCUUGAGUUUGCACUGGCAUUGCAAGGAAAUUCAGAUUCUACACAAGUUGUGGGGGCAAUUUUUGCAGGGGAGAGCGGACGAUGUUCCACAGCAGUGGAGGUAGUAUAUGGUAAGAAUCAAGUCAACCCAUUUGAGAUUAAUCGUAGAAGGGUAACAUUUUCAAAGAAGGUCUGCCAGAUUCUCUCAGCCUCAAUCCAGUCAUUAUCUGUACAUAGUAAUGCUAAAAACAGUAGGGUCGAUAGCAGAGUGAGCCGGAAAAUAGCUGGAACUUUUACAGAGGAAUUUAACAGAAUGAGGAUGAACAAUAUAAGCAUUUAUCCAGAUGCACAGGGCCUAUUUGCAAAUGCAAAUCUAAGGAUGUUCAGCUUGGCUGAAUUGGUAAGUGCAACAAGAGGCUUUAUUCCAGAUAUGAUAUUGGGUGACAAUCACUAUGGAAGGGCUUUCAUUGGUUGGCUUGACGAAGACACGCUUGCUCCAUCAAGGAUUGGCAUUGGAAUGGCAGUUGGCAUUAAGAGAACCAAUUCAUAUGCAAGACUUAGAACUCUGCAGGCCGAGGUGGAUCUGUGUGGAAGAUUUAACCAUCCAUAUGUUCUUAGGCCUCUGGGCUUCUGUUUAGAACAGCAGGAGUUCCUGGUUGUUUAUGAAUACACACUGAAGGGAAACGUAACAAGAUACGCUUACAAAGAUGAGGGGAAAUCACUUUCCUGGGUUAUUUGGCUCAAAAUAUUAAUAGGAGCAGCUAGAUAUCUUGAUUUUCUCCAUUCCUCAGACGAUCAUAUCAUCUAUGGCGACUUUACACUCUCUAGUAUAUUGCUGGAUUGGAAUUUCAAUCCCAGGAUUGGUUAUAGUGCAAGUGCAAGAUUUGGCCCUAAGGAUGGUGGUACGCUCAUAACAGGCCUUCCUAAUCUAAAUGCACAACAUUGUGCAGCAUCAGAAGGCUAUUUUUCUCCGGAAUACAAAAAAGCUGGUCAUUUGAGCUCAAAGAACGAUGUUUAUGCAUUUGGCGUGGUGCUAUUGGAAAUACUGACAGGAAGGCGGGUGAUUGAUGUGAACUCGAAGAAUAAAAAGAGAAAUUUGGUGAAUAAGGCCAGACCUAUUUUAGCAAGCGAAAGAAAGGUUAAGGGAGUAGUGAACCCAAAGCUGCUAGAGCGAGAGACAUGUCCAAAGGUUGUAAAUUCAAUUUUAUCAGAUGUUCCAGCACUAGCAUUGAAAUGUCUUGAUCUUGACCCUAAAAAAAGACCCUCAAUGAGACAAGUUCUGGAGAUCUUAGAAAGAGUUAAUGCCAUUAUACAGUGAGUGAUGUGGGGAUUAUAUUUUUUUUUUGGAUAAAAAAACAUCGAGUGAUAUGGGGAUUUUAAGAUUACUCAAUACUGUGACAUGCUUUCUAAGUUUGGAUAGAUCAAAUUUUAUCUGUGUAA
This is a messenger RNA of Daucus carota subsp. sativus, 3100 nucleotides long. Its product is annotated as receptor-like protein kinase ANXUR1. The transcript has 6 exons. Gene Ontology annotation, biological process: protein phosphorylation. Gene Ontology annotation, molecular function: ATP binding; protein kinase activity. Bases 519 to 2978 code for a protein of 819 amino acids. NCBI's taxonomy places the organism in Eukaryota, Viridiplantae, Streptophyta, Magnoliopsida, Apiales, Apiaceae. The record is from RefSeq and is a predicted model, not a curated record.